Messenger RNA from Maniola jurtina (meadow brown), 1704 nucleotides. RefSeq names its product catalase-like. Gene Ontology annotation, molecular function: catalase activity; heme binding. Gene Ontology annotation, biological process: hydrogen peroxide catabolic process; response to hydrogen peroxide. Gene Ontology annotation, cellular component: peroxisome; cytoplasm; mitochondrion. The transcript has 4 exons. The record is from RefSeq and is a predicted model, not a curated record. Bases 1 to 1704 code for a protein of 567 amino acids. Lineage: Eukaryota; Metazoa; Arthropoda; Insecta; Lepidoptera; Nymphalidae.
AUGCCUUGGUGCGGAGUAUUAUUGACCCGGACGUAUUUGAGAAUAAAUGAGAGUUACGAAAAACCUGAAGAGCAGAAGAAAAGAAAGAAGAAAGAAAGAUUUUGGCAAUUUCCACCUCAUUCAAAUGACAUUGAGUUUCAGAAAUAUUAUAAUUCGACAUGUCAAAUUGAUCCAGCGACAUGUCAACUUUACGAAUUUGGGAAGACCCACCCAAAGCCGAUAGGAAUAAUGACUACAAGCUCUGGAAAACUAAUAGAGAUAAGAGAGAGUACAGCAUUUAACUCUGACUUGUUUUCAAACCAAUACAGCAUAGAUUCAAUAACGCAUGAUGAUGCUGAAACAAUCCCGGAGAGACUCGUGCACGCUAAAGGUAGCCUUGCCUUUGGUUACUUCGAAGUAACUCAUGACGUAUCCAACUAUACAAAAGCUGAUGUUCUUAACGGCAUUGGGAAAAAAACUCCCGUAUCUGUCCGUGUUUCUUCAGCACUACAGAAUCUCGGGGGCAAUGAUGUUGCAAGAGAACCUAAAGGCUUCGCAGUCAAAUUCUACACGAAGGAAGGUAACUGGGACUUGGUGACCCUAACCACUCCAGUUUUCAUUCAUAGAGAUCCAAAUAUUUUUACAACUCUCCUUCAUAGUUUUAAAAGAAAUCCAAAAACAAAUUUGUACGACUUCACAAUGCGCUGGGACUUCAUCACCAAAAUACCAGCAUCACUAACUGGAGUUUUGUACAUAUUAUCAGAUUACGGAAUACCAAACGGUUAUAGAAAAAUGGAUACCUUUGCAAUUCACACGUUCGUAAUUAUUAAUAAAUACGGGGAUAAACAUUUCGUUAGAUUCAAUUUCAGAACUGAACAGGGGGUUGAAGUUCUUACAACAGAAGAAGCUCUGAUUAUAGGGGGUCGAGACCCAGAUUACUAUAACAGAGAUCUGUACAAUGCAAUUGAGAAUAAAAACUACCCAGCCUGGAAGUUAGAAAUGGAUGUAAUGACACUGGAUUCCAUCAAACAAAUCGACUAUAAUCCAUUCGAUGUUACCAGACUGUGGAAAAAUGGAACUUAUUAUACUGUACCUAUUGGACGUCUCGUGUUAAAUAAAAACCCAGACAAUUUUUUCAGAACUGUUGAAUUGAGUGCAUUUCAUCCCGGCAAUUUAAUACCUGGUAUUCCGGGGCCAAUGGAUAAUUUAUUUCGAGCGAGGAAAUUAUCGUAUCGAGGUACUCAAGUUUAUCGUUUGGGCGUUAAUCACAAUAAUAUUAAAAUAAAUGAGCCUCUAUAUUGGAAAAAAAUCUACAAUCGUGACGGAAAACCUCCAGUGAGAGAAAAUAUGAAAGAUGCACCAAAUUACUACCCAAAUUCUUUUAAUGGUCCAGUAUCAUAUAUAGACCCUGCAAGACCUAAGGAAAGAUUUACAAUUCUCGAAUCUUAUGCAGUUGAUUUGGAAACAGCAUCUUACUUCUAUAACGAUUAUCUUUGUGACGAUGGCCAAAGACAGAGACUUGUGAAUAACAUUGUUCUCUCAUUGGUGCCUGUGUCCCCUCACUUGCAAAAAAGGGCGAUACGUUUGUUAACGUUAACAGAUCAAGAUUUAGGAAGAAGGGUCCAGGCAGAGCUGGAAGUAGCAAAGCAAAUUCCUCUACCACCAUCGCUACCCGGGAUACCGAUUCCAAGGAAUUGUGCCAAUAGAAAUAGUACUGAGGGUUGA